UAAUGAAGGCUACAGCAGGGGGCAGAGAUUUCUCUUAAAAAGCCUCAUAGUUAUGGAACAGCCUUCCGUCUCCUUGUAUAAAUCUAGGCUAAUAUAUUCAUUUAUUCAAUCCUUUUGAUAAUAGCUUUUUCUUAGGUAAAGGAGCAGAUCUGGAGGGUUCACGGGCAUAGAGUGUUGUGGAAAACUGGGAUGCUUGGAUGCUGUCCCCAACCAAACUCACACGUUCACUCAGAUCUGCCUGAUCCAUGCAGAUGCCCUACAUCAGGUUGGAGUUCUUGUCAGGUGGCAGAGAUGGUGACAGUUGCAGAGAGUGAUUUCGUUUAAACUAACUGACAAUAGGAAAUGAAUCCAAAUCACUAGGCAAAUGUCAAAAACAGAGAACAGGCAGUGAGUCAGGCGAGAUGCAAACAGAGUAUCUAAAAUCCAGAAACAAGAACCCCCCCCAUCCCCCUUCCCCCUGAGGAGCUCACUCUGGGACCAGAGUUCUUUGGCAAUGAGGCAAUGAGAUACUGCAGCUUGCCCUCCCAGCAGUGGAAAUCAAGGAUAGCUCUGACUAGUUACACUGGUUGUCCUUCGAUUUCCAGGGGUUCAGGUGGCGUUGCCGAGGGAUUCCCUCCACAGGGUAACUUGGAUGGAUAAUUUGAGGUGGGAUACAUGAAAGGAUGGAGCGAGGUGGGAUUGACGUGGUGAUUCAAUUCCUGGGGAAUAGUGGUGGUUGGUAACCGAGGACACACUGGAAAGGGGUGAGCUGAGUGUACGUACGUCUGAGCAAGUUUUAGCCAUACUCUGCCCAGGGAAGUAACUGAGCCCAAUCCUCCUGGUUUUCGGCACAGAAAGAGUGCAAGAACCAGCUAAUCUCUUGAUUGGCUUUUUCGACUUGUCCAUUGGUCAUGAAGUCCAGGGCUAGAACAAGGGCUUUGCGGGGCACAUUGGAUUGAGCGCACACUGUACAGGAGGAUAUGAUAUAGUGGAUGUCCGCAAGCACAAGAUUCUCCCACAAACUGGGCACAACGUAGGUUUUCUGGUGGGACAUGACUCUGGUGCUGGUUGGCAAUUGGCCUUGGCAGUUCCACUACAUGCUGGAUAAUGUAACUCCAUUUACAACUAAACUCUUAGUAGUUCAGCAGAUAAACUAGGAAUCACAUACAAGAAAUGUCUCAAUCAGUGUUUAGGCCUCAUCACAGCACUGAGACAGCUCUGUUCUACACCCAUUGCUUUUUUCCCUAUACAUGCUACCUCUGGCUAAAAUGAUCCAUUGCAGUUUUUCUCAUUUGGAUACACACUGUAACUGACUGAAUACAACAAAUAAUUGAUUCCUUAUACUAAAAUCCCAUAGUCACCCAAUAUUCCUUCACAAUGAUAAACACAUUCUCAUUGAUUCCACAUAGUUUGCAGUUCCGCUGCAUUCAUUUUUGCAAAAUUCUACACACACACUUCUCAACACACUAUGUACCUCUCAUUGGGAACACAGCUGUCUCAUUUUCCUAACCACUGGAGUCACCAAUCAGAACUCAGCAUGCUAAUGAAUGAAACCACAUCUCACCUGUGAAAACUCAAUUCACAAUAAGUAUCCACUCAGUUUUCCUAAUUUCCUGGGGCAUGUAAACUCUGUCCCUGUCACACUGGUUCAGGAAAAAACAAACAAAAAAAUGAAACAAGAAAGAUUGCAGAGAGGAAGAGGUAGAGGAAGACAAAGAAAUAUGUCCAGUGACAUCCAGACAUCCAGAGAAUCCACAGCCACUUUAAGGCCAGCGGUGACACGCGGCGCAUGUGGCAGGGCAUCCAGGCCAUCACCAACUACAGGUCAUCACCAUCUGCCUGUGACAGUGAUGCCUCCCUCCCAGAUGCGCUGAACGACUUCUACACUCAGUUUGAGGCACAGAAUGGUGUGAUGGCGAGGAAGACCACCCCUCCUCCCAAUGACAAGGUGCUGUAUCUAACCACGGCCGAUGUGAGGAAGACUCUACACAGAGUCAAUCUGCAGAAGGCUGCUGAACCAGACGACAUUCCUGGCAGGGUGCUCAGAGGAUGUGCAGUCCAGCUGGCAGAUGUUUUCACGGACAUCUUGAACACCUCCGUGAGCAGUAGCAUUGUUCUGACUUGCUUCAAGGCCACCACCAUCGUCCCCAUGCCAAAAGAAGUCUCCAGUGUCUUGCCUCAACGACUACCGUCCCGUUGCACUUACACCCAUCAUCAUGAAGUGCUUCGAGAGGCUCGUCAUGAGGCACAUUAAGACCCUGCUGCCCCCCUCACUGGACCCCCUGCAAUUCGCUUACCGCCCCAACCGCUCAACAGAUGACGCCAUCACCACCACCCUCCAUCUGGCCCUCACCCACCUGGACAAUAAAUUCAAUUCAAUUCAAUUUUAUUUGUAUAGCGCAUUUUAACAAUGACCAUUGUCUCAAAGCAGCUUUAGAGAACAUAAGAAACAAAAAGCAUGCAAACAGAAGCAAAAACAUGCAAACAGUCCUAGAUGUUAGACAAAAUUAUCCCUAGUGAGCAAACCUGAGGCGACUGAGGCGACUGUGGCAAGGAAAAACUCCCUUAGAUGAUAUGAGGAAGAAAUCUUGAGAGGAACCAGACUCAAAAGGGAACCCAUCCUUAUUUGGGUGACACUGGAGAGUGUGACAUGAACAAUGUCCUUUCUGUAUUUAUUUAUGAUCAUGUAGAAUUUUUAAUAAAGACACUUAUGUUAGAAUGCUGUUCAUAGACUUCAGUUCAGCAUUCAACACAAUCAUUCCUCAGCACCUGACUGGAGACCUCAGUCAGACCUGAUCGGGAACAGCAUCUCCAACACCACCACACUGAGCACUGGGGCCCCACAGGGCUCUGUGUGCUCAGAACACUGCUGUUCACUCUGCUGACUCAUGACUGUGUAGCAAUGCACAGCUCGAAUCACAUCAUCAAGUUCGCCGAUGACACGACCGUAGUGAGUCUCAUCAGCAAGAACGAUGAGUCAGCAUACAGAGAGGAGGUGCAGCGGCUAACAGACUGGUGCAAAGCCAACAACCUGUCUCUGAAUGUGGGCAAAACUAAAGAGAUGGUUGUUGACUUCAGAAGAGCACAGAGUGACCACUCUCCGCUUAACGUCGGCAGCUCCUCUGUGGAGAUCAUCAAGAGCACCAAGUUUCUUGGUGUUCACCUGGCAGAGAACCUCACCUGGUCGGUCAACACCAGCUCCAUAACAAAGAAAGCCCAGCAGCGCCUGUACUUUCUGAGAAGACUGAGGAAAGCACAUCUCCCACCCCCUAUCCUCACCAUGUUCUACAGAGGGACUAUCGAGAGCAUCCUGUGCAUGACUGCCUGGUUUGGGAAUUGCACCGUCUCGGACCGCAAGACCCUGCAGCGGAUAGUGAGGACAGCUGAGAAGAUCAUCAGGGUCUCUCUUCCCUCCAUCAUGGACAUUUACACCACACGCUGCAUCCGCAAAGCCACCAGCAUUGUGGACGACCCCACACACCCCUCUCACACACUCUUUACCCUCCUGCCGUCUGGUAAACGGUACCGAAGCAUUCGGGCCCUCACGACCAGACUGUGCAAUAGUUUCUUCUCCUCAAUACUCAGAAACUGGACUGAAGGAACACACACACACAUACAUAUAUACACACACAACUGAGCAUCCUCCAUCCUCUCUGCAAUUUUUUUGCAAGUUUUUGCA
Pangasianodon hypophthalmus (striped catfish) is the source of this 3658-nucleotide messenger RNA. RefSeq lists its product as uncharacterized. Bases 2882 to 3616 code for a protein of 244 amino acids. Gene Ontology annotation, molecular function: 2-oxoglutarate-dependent dioxygenase activity; methyltransferase activity. The record is from RefSeq and is a predicted model, not a curated record. The transcript has 2 exons. NCBI's taxonomy places the organism in Eukaryota, Metazoa, Chordata, Actinopteri, Siluriformes, Pangasiidae.